UUCUAACUGAUUAGGGCGGCGUUAGCGCCACUUAUCUGCUUCCUGUUUUUCACUACAUCCUUCAAGCUCGGAGGAGCUGCUGGGUGGGGCUCUGCAGCAAAAUUCACUUGAUUAUUCUGGAAGGUGGAUGUGGAGAAGUUUGCUGUCUAAUUUUAACGUCCCUCUCAUCAGUGAAACAGCUCCUUUAUUUCAGGGUCGAUUCUGCUGGAGAAAGACGGGAACUCAUGGAGCGCUAACAGCUGAUGGCCGGUGUGAGAAAUGGGAGCAGGAUCAUCUCUGAACACAAACACCUCAGAGAAAUGAAAGCAAAACGGAGCUCUCCGAGGUUGGUUUUCUGAAGCAGAACCGACUGAAUAUCUCAGCAAUGGGUUUCCAGCAACCUUGCCUGCGAAAGCAGAAACAGCUGGUGAACCUCAUCCUCCUGUUGGUUGCCGUGUUCAUAACGCUCAAGAUGGCGGAAAGAUGUUUAAAGGAGGUGAGCUGGAUACCCAUCCCAGCUAGAAAACUGGGCAGCACAGUAACACAACUCCAGUCCUGGAUACAGAAUGUUACACAUAAAGCUCGAACAAAAGGUGCAACUUCAUUUAUUACAGUCAACAUGACGAAGACGCUGCUGCUAUCGGCUUAUCUAGAACACCGCACAAACCCACGGCAGGUUCGGGUUAUCGCAGUGGUGCUGCGUGAAGAGACGGUCAGCUACCGCUGCGUCUUACUCUGCCGCAACAACCAGAACCACGUCUCAGACGCCGACCUGCAGAUCCACAGCGACCACUUCGGCUUCCGCUACGGCACCGCCGACAUCAUGUGUCUCAUACCAUCAAGCUGUGGCACGCCGUCGCACGUCGCCGUGGCCUCCACGGCAUUUAAAGAGGAACAUCAGCCUGAAUUUUUGGAGGUGAAGAAUGAAAACAAAAAGACGGAAUCCUUUAAUCACACCUUCACCGUCUGUCUGUCCACCAUGUUCGACUUCAACAAUGUGCUGCAGUUUGUGCAGAGUUUAGAAAUGUUUCGGUUUCUGGGAGUGAGCAAAGUGUUUGUCUAUAAAACCAGCUGCAGCGCUAAAACGCAACGCGUACUGAACUACUACACCAGAAAAGGUAUCUUGGAGGUGAUUCCUUGGUCCAUGUCCGGCUUCCUGAAUGUCUCUCGCGGAUGGCUGCCCUCCCACGGCCCCGGUGACCUCCACUACUUUGGGCAGAUCGCUGCGCUCAACGACUGCCUCUACCGGAACAUGUACCGGUCCAAAUACGUGGCUCUGCACGACAUGGACGAACUCAUCCUGCCCCAGACGGUCAAAACCUGGACGGAGCUGCUGCCUCUGCUGGAAAGUAAGUACACCCAAAACAAAUGCUACAUGUUUGAAAACAACGUGUUCCCCAACAACGUGACGCUGCCUCGGGGCGGCACCGAGCCGGCCCGCUGGAGGGGCGUCCCGGGCGUGGACGUCCUGGCCCACCUCCACCAGGAGCCCGUCUCCAAAGAUCAUGUUUACGAAAAGUUCAAGAUCAUCGUCAACCCUCGACUCGUCACCUCUGUCUCUGUUCACGGCGUGCUCAAGUCCCACAGCAUGGACGGCUGCGCCUGGGUGGACCGGAACAUCGCGCGGAUGUACCACACCAGAUCUCAGAUGCAAACCGAACUGACUUGGGACCAGCUGGUUUAUGACGGCAGGCUGCUGAGCUACAGCGAAACGCUCAUCCAGGCUGUAAACGUCACGCUCAGAGAGAGCGGGAUUCUCUGACAGCCCGACUCAACGGACUGCUGCAUGAACAUCCGUCAGAAGACACUGAUCAGAAACGGGACAAUUAAAUAAAUAUAUGUUUGAAA
Messenger RNA from Poecilia latipinna (sailfin molly), 1827 nucleotides. RefSeq lists its product as uncharacterized. The coding region runs from base 365 to 1741 and encodes 458 amino acids. The record is from RefSeq and is a predicted model, not a curated record. Gene Ontology annotation, cellular component: cytoplasm. Gene Ontology annotation, molecular function: glycosyltransferase activity. The transcript has 11 exons. NCBI's taxonomy places the organism in Eukaryota, Metazoa, Chordata, Actinopteri, Cyprinodontiformes, Poeciliidae.